Molecule: messenger RNA, 258 nt
Organism: Triticum turgidum subsp. durum (durum wheat)
Lineage: Eukaryota; Viridiplantae; Streptophyta; Magnoliopsida; Poales; Poaceae
Source: the annotation of a GenBank genome assembly
AUGGCGCACGCGCCCUCGAUGGACUCCACCAACGGCAAUGUGCGGGACGAGGGAGGGUGCCUCGUUCGUCGUCUUCUGCCUGAGGCCGUCGCGGCGGCGCUCAAGGCCGUCACAGGAGGCGCCCUGCAGGCGGCAAACGGAGGCGGCCACGGGCCGCCGUCUCGCGCUCCGAGCGUCGUUGUCCUCGCUGACCAGGACAUUGAAUCUGGACGGGAACGAGACGACGGCGAGCGAAGGUGGUCGGAGGUGAGCGUGUAG